Molecule: messenger RNA, 803 nt
Organism: Hydra vulgaris (swiftwater hydra)
Lineage: Eukaryota; Metazoa; Cnidaria; Hydrozoa; Anthoathecata; Hydridae
Product: mitochondrial import inner membrane translocase subunit Tim21
Biological process (GO): protein import into mitochondrial matrix
Cellular component (GO): TIM23 mitochondrial import inner membrane translocase complex
Source: RefSeq, a predicted model, not a curated record
UUAUUUAGUAAUUAUUUAUAGCAUAAAUCAUAGGGAAAAAAUGAAAAAAUGCAAAAAUUAAAGUUUCUCCAAUUUGUGAAGAUUUAUCAUAGAUCUUUACAGAUAAAUAUAUUUAGUAAGCCUUUUGAGAAUUCAUAUGUAUUGGGUGCCUCAAUUCGUCGAUUUGGGCAACAAAGUAUUAGAUCAUAUAACCAGCUUUCAGAGGAUGUAAAACAAAAUGAGAGUGCCAUUACAGUUUCUGCAAAAGUAAAGCAAGUUGGAAAAGAUGCUUCUUACAUGGGUAUAUUGCUUAUAGGGUUUGGAGUAACAGGUGCUCUUAUUUGGUAUAUUGCAAGUGAACUUAUAUUUAGUUUCAGCCCAAAUGCUGUAUAUUCGAAGGCAUUGAAACUUGUAAAAGAUCAUCCUUUGGUUGUUGAGGAAAUCGGUAAUAGUAUAAAAGGGUACGGUGAAGAAACUUCAAGAGGAAGAAGAAGACACGUGAAUUAUCAACAGUAUGUUGUUGAUGAUGUAAACUACAUGAGAGUACAAUUCUAUGUAUCAGGUAGCAAGCGUAAGGGAACUGUUUAUGCUGACGCAAUGGAGACAUCUCGCGGUAAUUUCCAGUUUCGUUAUAUUUUUGUUGAAAUGCAAGGAUAUCCUGUUUCCCAACCAAUAGUGAUUUUAGAUAAUAGAUAAUCAAAAUAGUGAAGGAAAAAGAAGACAUUUUAAAAGAAGUUAAUUAGAGAAAAUAAAAACCAUUGUGAGAGAACAAAAAAGGACUUACGGACAACUAAAUUUAUUACGAAAUACCUAAUUUAGUAUAA